This is a messenger RNA of Paramacrobiotus metropolitanus, 1021 nucleotides long. RefSeq lists its product as uncharacterized. Lineage: Eukaryota; Metazoa; Tardigrada; Eutardigrada; Parachela; Macrobiotidae. The transcript has 3 exons. The record is from RefSeq and is a predicted model, not a curated record. The coding region runs from base 101 to 910 and encodes 269 amino acids.
CCGGUACAAAAAGGAGUCGAUGGCAAUGUGGAGAAACUCAAUCGCAUUUUGAACGAAGCGAAACUGCGAAACGGCACGGGCACCAUGUACCUGCAGGAUUAUGGGCGUGGCCCCUCCUCUAUGGGGUAUCCCCGUCACUGAUUUUCCGCCGGACACUGAGAUCAUUCGAGCCCCAGAAGGUGGCACUCUGCUCAUUCCCUGCAACAACAGCCACAACACCAACAAGCAGGUGUCCCACAUUGCGAUUCCGCCGGCAUUCACAUACAACGGAAUUCUGGUCGCUGUUCCCGCGGACGGCAUAAACAAGGAACCGCACAAUGAAGUGAAUUAUUGCUGCAACUGUACGAAAGAAUUCAUUGCCGCCACUGCCGGGAACCGUCAGAUACCACGCCGGUGGCUUGUGCCCGAGUACGAUUUGGUAACUGGUGCGUUUUCCAUCGCGUUAGAGAACUUCUCCUACGUCUACACCGGUCUGUACGAGUGCUUGCAUUCCAACGGCAGCCAGCUCGUUGUGACGCAUCGCUAUUGGGUCAGCGCGACCCUCUUCCGCCACAACGUUUUUAAUCCGCCCAUGAAGAGCGUCACCGUGCAUUACGGCCAUCCAGCGGCAAUGGUCUGCCCGGUGCGCUUCAAUUUUCUCCCCGGGUACCUCAUGACCCGCUUUUUGUGGCGUAAGGGAAGCCUGCUCUUACUGGCCCAGUCAGUCCCGGAGAUGAAGGGUAAAGUCACUUCGCCGUUUGGUUUUAAGGGAGAAUUUAAGCUCGGUGUGAGUGAACCCUGUCUGUGCAAUGCGACGAUGAGUUUCUACAGCGUUACAUACGAAGACGCCGGUCUUUACGAGUGCUGGUUUCGCAUUAACGAUCGUCUGGACGAAUGGAUUGCGCAAGAAGCUUACUUGCACGUGAUUUGAGCCGCCAACAUGGAUAAGCAAGCGGUUUGGCAGCGGCGUACUGGCUUUUUCUGGGCAGUUUUAUUUUUUUACUCUGGAAUAAUCUGGGAUAUUUGUUAGAACUGUGUUUUU